Messenger RNA from Cucumis sativus (cucumber), 4430 nucleotides. RefSeq names its product pentatricopeptide repeat-containing protein At5g57250, mitochondrial. Bases 150 to 3407 code for a protein of 1085 amino acids. The transcript is spliced from 3 exons. NCBI's taxonomy places the organism in Eukaryota, Viridiplantae, Streptophyta, Magnoliopsida, Cucurbitales, Cucurbitaceae. The record is from RefSeq and is a predicted model, not a curated record. Gene Ontology annotation, molecular function: protein binding.
UUCCCUUCUUCUAAUUGAUUAUAUUCUACCUCCAAAAAACAAAGAAAAAAAGAAAAUCUAAAAAGCCGUUACCGUUCUCGGUGUGAUCGUCGGCGGAUGCGAGAAAGGAUUCAAUGGAGGGUAUUUCCAAACUCUAGUCCUUUGGAACCAUGCUCCUUCUUUUCACCAUUUUCACUCCCAAACUAGUUCGUUCUUUUACCUUCUCUUCCAAUCCUUCCUCGAACAGUCGAUGUCUUCAAACCUUACUAAAAUCUGGCUUCUCUCCUACUCUGAAAUCCAUCAACCACUUCUUUCGUUUUCUCUACCACAAUCGCAGAUUCGACUAUGUCAUCCAUUUCUUCUACCAAUUAAACGCCAACCAAAUCAAAGGAAACUCCAAAACUCACUUGAUUCUUUCAUGGGCUCUCCUUAAAUCCCAUAAAUAUGACGAUUUGGAGCAAAUAUUGAAGACCCAGAUGCUGGUUUCUUCAAUUUUUCAUCGAAAUCGCCUUUGGAACUUGUUGAUUCGAGGAAUUUGUGUCAACAAAGAAGACCCAGGAAAGGCAUUGUGGGUUUUGCAGGACUGCUUCAGAAAUCAUGCUAUCUUGCCUUCUUCUUUCACUUUCUGUGUGUUGAUUCAUAAAUUUUGUUCUCUUGGAAUGAUGGAUAAGGCAGUUGAGAUUCUAGAGUUAAUGUCUGAUGAGAAUGUGAAUUACCCAUUUGAUAAUUUUGUCUGUAGUUCUGUAAUUUCUGGGUUCUGUAAUAUUGGAAAACCGGAAUUGGCUCUAAAGUUUUUCGAAAAUGCUAAAACACUGGGAAAUUUGAAACCUAAUUUGGUGACUUAUACUGCAGUGAUUGGCGCACUCUGUAAGUUGCAUAGAGUUAAUCAAGUUUCGGAUUUGGUUUGUGAAAUGGAGAAGGAAAAUUUGGCAUUUGAUGUUGUUUUCUAUAGUUGUUGGAUUUGUGGGUAUAUUGCUGAGGGUAUGUUAUUGGAUGCUUUCAAAAGGAACAGGGAAAUGGUUCAGAAGGGAAUAAGACCUGAUACAAUAAGUUGUACCAUUUUGAUAUAUGGUCUUUCCAAGCUGGGAAAUGUGGAGAAGGCAUUUGGGGUUUUAGAGAGAAUGAGGAAAUCGGGAUUAGAACUGAGUUCGGUUACGUAUACGGUGAUUAUGCUAGGGUUUUGUAAGAAAGGGAAACUGGAGGAAGCGUUUUCUCUUUUCGAAAUGGUUAAGGGUUUGGAGAUGGAGGUUGAUGAAUUUAUGUAUGCAACUCUGAUUGAUGGAUGUUGCAGAAAAGGAGAUUUUGAUCGUGUUUUUGGCCUUCUUGAUGAAAUGGAAACAAGAGGGAUGAAAUCGAGUAUUGUUACAUACAAUACUGUGAUUAAUGGACUCUGCAAAUGGGGGAGAACAUCUGAGGCAGAUAGACUAUCGAAGGGCUUACAUGGUGAUGUUAUUACAUAUAGUACACUGUUACAUGGAUACAUUCAAGAACAAAACAUCACUGGAAUUUUCGAAACAAAGAGAAGACUUGAAGAUGCUGGGAUUUCUCUGGAUGUUAUCAUGUGUAAUGUUCUGAUAAAAGCACUGUUUAUGGUUGGCGCGUAUGAAGAUGCUUAUAUACUCUACAAGAGAAUGCCGGAAAUUGGUCUGGCUGCAAAUUCAGUUACUUACCAUACAUUGAUUAAUGGAUAUUGUAAUAUUUGUAGGAUAGACGAAGCAUUUGAGAUAUUCAAUGAGUUCAAGUUAGCGUCAUGCGAUUCAGUAGCUGUUUACAAUAGUAUUAUUAAAGCACUAUGCAGAGAAGGUCGUGGAGAAAAGGCUUUUGAGGUGUUUAUUGAACUGAACCUCAAUGUUCUGACUUUGGAUGUAGGUGUGUGUAAGAUGCUUAUCAGAACCAUUUUUGAAGAGAAAGGUGCAGCUGGGCUUUGUGAAGCACUCUAUGGGAUGGAAAAAGUGGAACAAGAUGUAUACAAUAAUACAUGCAAUGAUGCUAUUCGGUUUCUGUGCAAGAGAGGUUUCUCAGAGAUGGCGAGUGAAUUUUAUUCAAGGAUGAUGAGAACCCGUUUGCUUCUUGAAAAGAAAACAUUUUAUUUCCUCAUAAAGGCGUUGAAUAGUGAAGGGAAGACAUGGAUUAGUCGGCCUAUUUUCAGUAACUUUUUGAAAGAAUAUGGCCUAUUUGAUCCCAUUGUUAAGCAGAUUAUUGUGGACUUUGAAUGCACAAAGUUCACUCUCCCAACUUCAGAGAAAAUGGAAGAGAGUUUUUCAAGAUUUAUGGUACCUAAUUCUAUGUUUAAAAGGCUAGUAAAAGAAAAAAGAUUUUUUGAUGCUUAUAACCUUGUAAUGAAGAGAGGAAAUAAUCUCUUGCUUGGUGACGUAUUUGAUUAUUCAACUCUGGUUCAUGGUCUUUGUAAAGGUGGACAAAUGAGUGAAGCAUUAGAUAUCUGCGUUUCUGCCAAAACAAAUGGAAUGAAGUUGAAUAUUAUCUGCUAUAAUAUAGUCAUAAAGGGACUGUGCCUCCAAAGUCGUCUUAUCCAAGCAUUCCAGCUCUUUGAUUCACUGGAAAGAUUAGGCUUAAUACCUACUGAAAUCACAUAUGGGACUCUAAUUGACUCCUUAUGCAGAGAAGGAUACCUGGAAGAUGCAAGGCAGUUGUUCGAGAGGAUGAUCCCAAAAGGUCUUAAACCGAAUACCCAUAUUUACAAUUCACUGAUUGAUGGUUACAUCAGGAUUGGUCAAAUUGAAGAAGCCUUUAAGCUUUUGCAUGAAUUAAGGACAGGAGCCUUUAAUCCCGAUGAAUUCUCUGUGAGCUCUGCAAUCAAGGCUUAUUGCCAAAAAGGUGACAUGGAAGGUGCUCUUUCCUUCUUUUUUGAGUUCAAGAAUGAAGGCAUUUCACCUGAUUUCUUGGGCUUCUUAUAUUUGAUAAGAGGACUUUGUGCCAAGGGAAGAAUGGAAGAAGCAAGGGACAUACUCCGUGAGACAAUACAGUCCCAGUCGGUGAUGGAGUUGAUUAACAAGGUUGAUACUGAGAUCGAAGCUGAGUCUAUAGGAAGCGCCCUCACCCAUUUAUGCGAGGAAGGACGUAUCUUAGAAGCAUACACCAUUUUAAAUGAAGUUGGCACUAUAUUUUUCUCUGCUCAUCAGCAUUCUACUAUUUACAAUCAACCUCGUAAAUUGCAUAUGAAUGACGAGAGAUCUGUAGAUAUUAUUCAUUCUGGACCCAAGGCCUGCUCAUAUGCCAGUUUUCCAAAUUUUGGAUCCUCAGAUGUUAAUACAACCGAAAACAUGGAGCACGAGAAUCUGGAAAAGAGGGCUCAUUUUGAAGAUUUCAACUUCUACUAUACUCUGCUUUCUUCCUUUUGUUCUGAAGGAAAUGUUCAAAAAGCUACUCAAUUAGUGAAAGAAGUAAUUUCCAAUUUAGACAGAGGCUAAUUGUACAGGAAGAAAACAAAAUAACUUGGCUUCUUCAAUGUGGGGGAAAAAGGAAAAGAAUUUCUAUCCCCCAUCGGCAAAGGAAAUUCUCUCUGACCUGGAUGGAGGCUGAUUGCACAACAGCAAUGGUCUUGAUUAUCUCUCCAAGGAGUUCCCUCUCCAUUAAUGUGAAAAGCGUAGCAUUGCUCUGGACAGCCAUACAGCAGCAAUUGUAGCUGGAAAUAAUGGAAUCCCUGUGAGAAUUAUGCCUGGCUAGGAAUUUGGUUAAGCAAGUGGGAUGGCUUCCUUUGACAAGUGAGGGAGUGAGAAAUGGCUCAACUUAAAGCAUCUAACUUUUGUAGGAUUUGUUGCUGAUGUAGUUGCAGCUAUUGAGAUCAGGGGUGUACCGUACGUGCAAUGACUUUUGGGAACCUAAAUCUUGAGUUAUUUUUCCAAUGUGUAUACAAUGGCUCAGGUCAUGUCAAAUCUUGCUAAUUCCCACGUUCUCAAACAUUCACAAGAUACACAACUCUACAAACUAACCUUGCAACUUUACCAUUGCCAUGAUCGUUUCUCAUGCAGCAACACAUGUCGCCGAGGAAGAACCUAUACAAUUACUAGAACGGAUCCUGCUGUUGCCAUAGAAGUGAAUCCUCCAACAAUGACUUUCCAGUUCGGUUCUUCGAGAACACUUCUUCAGUUAUUCUUGCAGCAGCUCGAUCAGUGACGGGAACAUAAUUUCUGUGAGAUUCUAUUGAAGGGGGCAGUAGGGGGCACAAGAUUAGAAUACCUGUAGUGGCCAUGAUAUACCAAUGAUGGUUGAUUCAGAAAAAAAAGAAAGUUGAAAGCUCAUGUGGUUGUAAUAUUUUUUUUUGUAUUUUUUUGGAACAAGCUAAAAUAGGAUGUUAGGUGUAAUUUGGAUGUAAAAAUCAACCUUAGAACAAGAAGUGAGGAGGCUCAUGGUUUCUUCCACAUAAGUUUUGAUUUCCUAGUUUCUCUAGCUUCCAUUAGUAAACAUUUAAAUUUUAGUGUUUGGUUUUUGAA